ACCUGGCGCGGCAGAAAAGGGAGGAACAAGCGACACUCCAAAAGCACAGCAAAGCGUUAAGGUAUGCUCACGGAACUUGACCACUCAACAACUCAACAACUCGACAACUCGAUGAUUUUGACGAAGCUGGCGACAUUUGCAAGACAAUACACAACACCAUCACGGGCCUGCCCCGCCAACAUCCCUGCGCUGAUCUGCACUCAAUUCGCACGCACUGCACGCAUCGCUUGAAUUCCAUGGGCACACGACUGCGCGCCGCAUCAUUCCGGCCCAUCCCCUGAUCCCCUGAACUCGCCUCGCGCGUGACUGUCCUAGUGCUUUCAAGUACGUCGUUGCGAGGCUGCCGUGAGAACCACUGCCGAGCACAUCCAAGGAACCAUGUCCGCCCACGACGAGACGGCUGCGCGGGAUCCGCAGGAGGCGGGCGAGGAACAGAAGACAAUGGAGGCUCAUGCGCCAAGCGAGACACAAGAGACGCAUGAUACGGAGCAGAGACCAGCGUCUAACAAUGGCUCCGAGAAGGACACGGAAACGUUCGAGGACGCCCUCGAGACCGGAUCUGUACGCUCGUUGACCAAACGCCAACGGCCCAUCAACCGCCUCUCGGACGGGGAACACACCAACUCCGACUACAAUGACGAAGCCUCGCGGCCCGCUGCCGUAGCAAACGGUCACCAAGACCUACCCGAACAGGCUGCAACUACCGGUGCGAAGCCGCCGCGGCCCUUGUCCCAAGUGUCUUCCGGCUCUCUCGACAAUGUGAACCUUGAUGACGACGCGGCGACAGCAUCAGCUCCCGCCCAUCAAG
Molecule: messenger RNA, 808 nt
Organism: Thermothielavioides terrestris NRRL 8126
Lineage: Eukaryota; Fungi; Ascomycota; Sordariomycetes; Sordariales; Chaetomiaceae
Exons: 2
Source: RefSeq, a predicted model, not a curated record